GAGUCGAACGAGCGUCCUGGACUAGACUAGUUAGCAUCUCAACAGAACAGUACAAUCCAAUCCACACCUAAUUUAACUGCUAUUGUAUUGAACCUCGCGCCGGCGCUCAACAACGACGGAGUCAUGGGCGGCGAGUUUCGAUACGAGAUCGGCCAGAACGCCUACAUCAAGCUCAUUCUCCACUCUCUCAAGCACUCCUCAUCCGCCGUCAACGGCGUCCUCCUCGGCCGCGUCUCCGGCGAUGCCAACUCCGUCGUCGAAAUCUCCGAUUCCGUCCCGCUCUUUCACUCUCAGAUCGGCCUUCUCCCGCCGCUCGAGAUCGCUCUCCUCAUGAUUGAAGAGUAUUAUAGCCGUCAGGGUUUGAGUAUUGUUGGAUAUUUUCAUGCUAAUGAGAGAUUUGAUGAUUUCGAGCUCGGAGGUGUUGCGAAAAAUAUAGGGGAUCAUAUUUAUAAGUAUUUUCCGCAGGCUGCUUUGCUCUUGUUAGAUAACAAAAAGCUAGGAGCUUUAUCGAAGGGAAAAGAUAGAAGCCCAGUGAUGCAGCUUUAUACAAGGGAUGCAUCUAGGACCUGGAAGUUUAUUGGAUCUGAUGGAAGCAGCCAAUUAGCCCUCAAGGAGCCAUCAGCCAAUGUAGUCCUGCAGGACUACAUAUCAACUGGAAAAGCAGAGAACAUCACAGAUUUUGAUGAUCAUCUUGAUGACAUUAGCAAGGACUGGCUGAACUCAGGAUUAUUCAACUGAAAAUGGUUUUGUUUGGCAUCAUCCUCAUUCCAUUGAAGGCUAAACUAUACAGGAGACUAACCAUGUUCUCCGGAUUUUGUACUUUGUUCUUUGUCUUUUUUAGUACUGUACUAUUGACUAUUUGUUAAGAUAACCGCUGAAUUCCGGAGUUUUAGUGUUCUUCAUUUUCGAAAAAUUCUGUAGUUCUUUCCUUCUGUUGUUUCUUGUUUCUCGUUUUAGUUAAACAGUUAUAACUUAUAAUCUUCAAUUCGAUAACAUAAAAUAGAUGUUCAGAAUUUUUA
Molecule: messenger RNA, 1019 nt
Organism: Daucus carota subsp. sativus
Lineage: Eukaryota; Viridiplantae; Streptophyta; Magnoliopsida; Apiales; Apiaceae
Product: ER membrane protein complex subunit 8/9 homolog
Exons: 5
Coding region: 124-738 (204 amino acids)
Cellular component (GO): EMC complex
Source: RefSeq, a predicted model, not a curated record